AUGUCGUUCAAUAUAUUCACCCAGCCGAUACGAUCAAUACUGUCAUCAUCCUCCAGACUCUUCACCAAUACUUCAACGGCUUCAUCGUCUAGAGCAGCAUCUUCUUUCGCUCAUUUGGGUGAUUUACAACCCGCACAAGGAUCUACCCAUUCCGAAAAACGAUAUGGUAGAGGUCCAGGUUCACAAAGAGGUGGUACUUCAGGUAGAGGACAUAAAGGUCAAAAAGCAAGAAAUGGUAAAGGUGUCAGAUUAGGCUUUGAAGGUGGUCAAACUCCUUUACAUAGAAAAGUACCCAAGAGAGGAUUCAUCAACUUCACAUCGAAGACAUACGCACCUUUAUCGAUUUCAACGCUACAAUCGUUUUUGUCAUUGGGUAGAAUUGAUCCAUCAGAAACAAUAACAAUAGGAUCAAUCGUUCGAUCAAAUGCAGUACAUGGAUUAUCUGGAUAUUCAGGAAUCAAAUUAUUAGGUGAUAUUAAUCCGGAAUUACCUUUACCAGCGUUAAAUUUAGAAUUAUCAAGAUAUUCUAAAUCUGCUGCUGAAGCUAUUAUAUCUGCUGGUGGUUCACUUUCAGCUGUGUAUCAUAAUAAUUUGGGAUUGAGAAAAGAAAUAUUCCCUGAUAAAUUCGUCGGAAGGGUUAUUAAAGAUGCUAAACCUACUAGGAAAACUGAUAUCUUAUACUACACAAACCCCAAGAAAUACGGUUACUUGGCCGAAACGAUCCCCUCCUCUGCUCGAAAGAUGACGCCUUCAGAAUGGACAGAAGGGAAACCUGUGGAAGCUCAACUAUAG
This is a messenger RNA of Kwoniella shivajii, 792 nucleotides long. RefSeq names its product ribosomal protein L15. Gene Ontology annotation, biological process: translation. Gene Ontology annotation, cellular component: mitochondrial large ribosomal subunit. The record is from RefSeq and is a predicted model, not a curated record. The coding region runs from base 1 to 792 and encodes 263 amino acids. NCBI's taxonomy places the organism in Eukaryota, Fungi, Basidiomycota, Tremellomycetes, Tremellales, Cryptococcaceae. The transcript has 4 exons. Gene Ontology annotation, molecular function: structural constituent of ribosome.